Molecule: messenger RNA, 2688 nt
Organism: Paraglomus occultum
Lineage: Eukaryota; Fungi; Glomeromycota; Glomeromycetes; Paraglomerales; Paraglomeraceae
Source: the annotation of a GenBank genome assembly
AUGGCUUCGACAAACGUGCGACAACAAAAACAACGUCGUCCGGAGUUUGGUUACUCUGGCUCAAAUGCUGGCCAUAAUAACCGCAAUCAAAAAAACAGAUGGGGUAAUAACAAUUCUCAUGGGGUGAUUUCUACAAGAAAUCAACCGCCUAACAAUACACAAUCACCUAACUCACAACAUCACAACCAUGCUCAAACAAUCGCAUCCACGCAGAAUGUUCGAAAACAAGUUGACAGUUAUCCGGAAGAUACAGUAGCGGCAAAACAUAUGCAUGAUCGCCUGCUAUUUUUACUUACUCUGUUUGCGGGUAAGACCGUCGUUGUCACUGUGAAGGAUGGAACAAAAUACGAAGGGCUCUUUCAUACAGCCUGUACAGACACAGAUAUGGGCGUCAUUUUGAAAUUUGCACGGAAACUUCCAUCAAAACCAGGAGAAAAAAUGGGAAAAGCGUUGUCGACAUUUAUUAUACUUGCAAAAGAUUGUAUGGAUAUCUAUGCAGCAAAUAUAGAUCUUUCAGCAAACGAUAAACCGAAUAAUGAACGAGAAGGGUUCAGGACAGAUACCGACAUUAGCGGACGCACUGAAAUCCGCGAAAGAGAGUUGCACAAAUGGACACCAGACGACCUUGUUGGAUCUGAAAUUAUGGUUGGAUUGGAAGACGAACCCGGUAUGGAUGCAGGCAACGGCAAUUGGGAUCAGUUUGCGGCGAAUGAACAACUAUUUGGCUUGAAAACGGACUUUGAUGAAGAAAUAUAUACAACUAAACUAGAUAGAUCAAAAGCUGAUUUCAAAGAACGUGAGAGACAAGCAAUUCAGCUUGCUAACGAAAUUACGAAAACACAAACUACUAAUGUACAUGUACUCGAAGAACGCGGUGUUCUGAUUGACGAUAGUCAAAUGGAUGAAGAGGAUAGGUAUGGUGCGGUUAAUCAGAACUCAAAAUCUCCGCGCACGCCAACACAGCCAUUAAUUCCAUUGUCUCCCGUGCAGCAACAAUCCAACCCAAUUCCAGUUCCAGCCCCUGUUCCCACCCCCGUCAAAAAACUUGAACCGUCUGCUAGCCAACUUGCCAAAGACAUGGCAAAGGAAGCAACAAAAAAAUCACUGCAAGAUCAAAAAUCGAAUGCACCUGGCGCAUCUGCGGUGCCGCCAAACGGUAAUAAAACGUCGUCGCUCAAUGGCCCUAACUCGUUGGCACACUUUAGAAUUGCCGAACCAGUAGCGGCGUAUUUACAUUCUCAGAUGGCAAAUAGGAAAAUAAUUGAGGGCCAGGGUAAGCCGAUCGAAAAGGAAAUUGUUGGUACUUUCAAGCAAUUUGUCAAUACAGAGAAGGAGAGAUUGCAGCAGAAAAAGCAGGCAAUUUUCCAAAAAGAAAUGGACGGAAAGGUGGCAGAGUUAAAGAAAUGGGGGUUGAAUUUUAAGCUCAAAUCAUCACCACCGGAAGAUUUAAUUCCUAUUUUAACGAACGAUGAAGCCAAACGCCAAGCACUUGCUACCAAGAACACUACCAUUAACAACCAACCAACCAUAUACAUAUCAACCGCUCCCCCAGAAAAAGACCAUCAAAAUACCGAGAAUUCGGAGAAAAAGGAUGACAAGCUUACAUCUGAUGUCAAUAGAUCCAAGGACAUUAAGUCCGAAGAAAAGAGAGACAAACCUCAGGACGUGAAUAAGACUAAAAAAGAAGAUAAAUCCAGCCACAAGGGAAAUGUCCCUUCCCAAAUUGAACAAAAGUCAGACGGUAAGAAAAUCAACACCGCUGUAAAAGUGAAUGAAGAUAAAUCGAAGAGUCUUGAUAGGGAUGGCAAGAAUACUGGCGGGGAAAAUAAAAAUAGUGCUGAAAAGAAUACAAACGCGGAGAAGACAAACACGACAUUAUCGAAUUCAUCAUCUUUGGGCACAGCUUCAAGAGCGACCACGACUGGCUCUAAAUCAACCUGGAAGCCGAAUCCGAAUGCUGCAUCAUUUACUCCGACUACUCCCACUUCGGCUACGUCAAACGACAAGUCUCCUGCUUCUUCACCAUUUUUAAGUCAACGGCAAUUGAAAAGAACCACUACAUCGUUCCAGGGUAACUUUACACCUUUCCACAAAAGCAAGCCAAUUGCCAAUCCUAGCACCAUACCACCAAUAUGGCCAUUUGGACAACGGCCAUUCCGACUACAUUUUAGCAGUCAAUAUGAAGAAGACAUGUAUACACCGAAUGUGCCUUCUCAAUUUGGAUUCCAGUAUGCAGUUGCCAGUCCGCAAUUCAGAUAUCCAACACAAUAUGUAGGCGUCCCUCCAACCGUGAUGCAACAAGCGCCUAUGUAUAUGCCGCAAGGACAUUUUGUGCCAUUCGCUUCGCCUCCAAUGCCAGCAGCAGGCGGUCCGCCACAGGUGAUGUACAAUCCACAGAUGCCAUCCGGAAUGCCCCCUCAGCAUUUUAGCGCACAAGGAUUUCCGUCCCCAAAUAGGACGCCAAUGGUUCCUGGCAUGCAUCCACCUAUGUAUCCUCCUUAUCAACAGCAUGUUGCGAUGCCACCUAUGAUGCGCUAUACUACUCCUCAUGAAAUGGUAGCGCAUGUUCCUCCAAACGGUGUGAUGAUGGGCCAGCGUCCAAUGAUGAUGGAACAGUAUCACGUACAAGGUGAAGGUGCACCUAUGGAAGCAAUGCAAGCCCCCGAACCAACGCCAACACAACAGUAA